This is a messenger RNA of Anopheles bellator, 767 nucleotides long. RefSeq lists its product as uncharacterized. NCBI's taxonomy places the organism in Eukaryota, Metazoa, Arthropoda, Insecta, Diptera, Culicidae. The transcript has a single exon. The record is from RefSeq and is a predicted model, not a curated record. The coding region runs from base 35 to 373 and encodes 112 amino acids.
ACGUCAGUCGGUGCGCAACACUUUAGCGAUUGACAUGUCGACUCUGGUUCUGGUCUGUGUCCUGCUACUCGGUCUAGCCGGUGGCGGGUCCACGCAGGAUAUUGUGUUUCCAGAUCUGAAGGAACUGGCCAUCGGUGAUCCGUGCACCAUCGAGCCAUCCUUAAAGGGCGCUCCGUUCGUUCAGCAUGGCAUUUGCAGGCGUGUUCGAGAAUGUCCCACGUUCAUUCCGCGCAUCAUCCGGCACCCGUUCGACAUUCGCCGGGAUAUCUGCUACUUCGAGGUGCACGAGCCUGUGGUGUGUUGUACGAGGACCGUGGAAGUUUAUGAGCAGGAUCAAUACAACGUGAUCGAUUAUGACGGCCUAAUCGCAUAAGUUUCUUGCAAUGAGCAUUAAAAUCGACACAGCGAGCCCGAUAUCGCAGACCCAAUACAAUAAGUGUGCACAGUCCAUAAGCGUGAAAUUUCAACAUAAGUCAAAACGUUGAUUGCAUAAUGUAACAGCCCAAUGAAAUAUACUUCACUUACUCAGCCAUGAAAUAUGAUGUUAUCAACUGUUCUUCAAAUGUGUUUGUCAAACGUAGGAAUAAUACACUCGAAGUCGAAGUCUUUCGAGUCGUACAAGCUAUUUAUAAGACACAAUGAACUGCCAGUUGGAACUUACGACGAUGUGAUGCAUUCGACGUGACCGCAUGAUGAAUUCUACAACGUUGACGUACUGUGCCUAUAGCAAGGUGAUGCACAAUAGUAGUUUCAAAUAAACAGAUACG